AUGAUUAAGGUUUCAGACAGAUGCCUAUUAUAUUACAGGACAGCUAUAUUAUAUAUAUCUUUCCUUUCUCUGGGGUUGUGCACUGCUAUCCCCGGACCAACUUUACUUGAUCUUCAGACCAUUGUAAAAACAAGUACAAAGUAUGUUACAUAUAUAUAUCUUGGACGAUCCAGUGGCUAUUUAAUUGGAUCAUUAAUAGGUGGCAUCAUACUGGACUGCAUGAAGAAAAGAGAAGCAUUGCUUGUGUUAUUUAACUUGAUUAUUUCAAUUAGUGUCUUGUUAAUUCCAUUUUCAAGAGAUGUUGUAACCCUUGUGGCUGUCAUGGCAGUUAGUGGAUCAGUGAUGGGAGCACUAGAUACUGGAGCCAAUGUAUGGUGCUUAAAUCUGUGGUCCGGUGACAACAGUCCAUAUUUUCAAGCUCUUCAUUUUUUGUUUGGUAUUGGUGCUUUUCUAGCACCAUUAGUAGCAGAACCAUUCUUAGAUAAGAAUAAUGAAACGUUGGAGAUAUUAAAUACUUCUUAUGCAGCAAACAUAAUAACAUUACUGUUCCUUUCCCUAUUUUGUUUUGCAAACGAUAAUGAAUGUGCAAAAGAGAAGAGGAAUGUACAAUAUUCUAAUCCUCAUUUUUGCAUAACUGUGUUAAUCAUAUCUUUAACUUUCUUAUUAUUGGGAGUAUAUGCUGGUAUUGAAAUUGGGUUUGGGCAAAUGAUUGCUACAUAUGCUGUUAAAAGUGACCUUCAUUUGUCGAAAUCAGAUGCUUCAUACCUAACUUCAUUGUACUGGGCUAGUUUUACUGUUUUUAGAGGUGUUGGUAUACUAUUAGCAGCUAAGUUUAGUUCUUUAAGUUUAAUACUUUUUGAUUUUUGUUUAAUGCUCAUAUCUGGAAUAGUGUUAUUAAUAUUUGGAAAUUCAUCAGUUGCAAUGCUCUGGUUUGGUACAGGUUUGUUAGGCUGUGCUUUAUCCUCAUUUUAUCCUAGCGCUGUUUAUUGGACUGAAAAGUAUGUCAAUGUGAGCAAUAAAGUUGCAUCUUCUUUUGUAGUUGCUGCAUCAUUUGGAGAAAUGAUAGUCCCAUUUGCUAUUAGUCAAUUUUUAGACGACAGACCUGAAUUUUUUUCUUAUAUUCUUCUUUCUUCCAUUCUUGUUUGUGGCAUUUUAAUUUUAUUUUUAUGGAUAACAACAUCUAAAGUUGGUGUAAAAGCUGUAAUUGAUGAAAACAUUGAAACAGAAGAUGCUGAAUCUCGACUUUGA
Molecule: messenger RNA, 1248 nt
Organism: Uloborus diversus
Lineage: Eukaryota; Metazoa; Arthropoda; Arachnida; Araneae; Uloboridae
Product: sodium-dependent glucose transporter 1-like
Exons: 5
Coding region: 1-1248 (415 amino acids)
Source: RefSeq, a predicted model, not a curated record